Ustilaginoidea virens is the source of this 834-nucleotide messenger RNA. RefSeq lists its product as uncharacterized. Lineage: Eukaryota; Fungi; Ascomycota; Sordariomycetes; Hypocreales; Clavicipitaceae. The coding region runs from base 1 to 834 and encodes 277 amino acids. The record is from RefSeq and is a predicted model, not a curated record. The transcript has 2 exons. Gene Ontology annotation, biological process: response to oxidative stress. Gene Ontology annotation, cellular component: nucleus.
AUGUGGACAGGGUUGAUCCGGCGCUUCUCGACCGAAGACACACAAGUUGACGCCGAACAGCAACAUGGCCGUGAUGGCGAGCGUGGCAAGGAUGGUGUGAACGGAGUCUUUACGCCGGCAGGUCGGAAGACUGGUACCGUGAGUCCCUUUCGACCUCCCCCGCUCGAGCCGCUCAUCCUGCAUGGCUAUCGCGAAAGCACACAGAGCUCCGCGCGACUUCUGACUCCCGUCGUGGCCGAGGAGAUCCGGGCCAUGAUACCGGAACGGCUUCGUAUCGCCGAGGACUGGCACUUGGUGUACAGCCUCGAGCAGGACGGGGCUAGUCUAUCUACCUUGUACCAGAAAUGUCGGCACUAUGAGGGCCGAAGAGCUGGCUUUGUGCUAGUUGUCAGAGAUCAGGAAGGAGGAACGUUCGGCGCGUACUUGUCCGAGUAUCCUCGCCCAGCUCCGUCCUACUUUGGCAAUGGGGAGUGCUUUCUGUGGCGGGCUUCCACACUUGCUUCUCUGCCCUUGCCUCCGUCGGCUGAUGCUGCAAAUCUCUCGCGAAGCACAACGCUGGCGCCAAGAGUGCCCCCGGGGAGCGGGACUUGUACCCCUUCCGACAGUAUCAGAUUCAAGGCCUUUCCUUACAGUGGGUUGAAUGACUGCUAUAUAAACUGCGAAAAUGGCUUCCUCUCCGUGGGCUCUGGUGGGGGCCACUAUGGCCUGUGGCUAGACGACUCUCUAGACAUUGGGCAUAGUUCGCAAUGUGACACGUUUGGCAACGAACCGCUUAGCGAUGCAGGUGAAAAGUUUGGGGUCUGGGGUGUGGAAAUAUGGGCCUUGGGUGCGUAG